UUUGAUGAUGUUACAUUGGCAAACAAAAUACUGAAGACUUGUACGAUUAAUAAAGCGAUGCAGUUAUUCAAACCCUUUCAUGAAUUGCCAAACAACGAAUUCUGCACUGUUGAAGGUUUGUUCAAAUCAAGCAACCAUUAUACGCUUUUGGAAAGUGACCGUUAUUCCUAUGAUCUUCUCGGUACUUACGGAUAUUUUGGGUCCCUAUUUAAUUUAGCACAUUUGGCUUUAUUAUUCUAG
This is a messenger RNA of Funneliformis mosseae, 240 nucleotides long. The record is from the annotation of a GenBank genome assembly. Lineage: Eukaryota; Fungi; Glomeromycota; Glomeromycetes; Glomerales; Glomeraceae.